GGCAGAGCAGCAGCUGAGAGUCCAGAAGAGCAGGGAAGGCUGGGCUUGACAGUCUCAACUCUCCUCUUGUGUUUGUGUGAACCUGAAGGAGAAAGUGAGCAGAGGGCCUUUUUGGGGACUGGAGAAUUGUGUGAAUUGUGAAGAUGGGAGUAGAAGAUAGUGCCUGUUAAGAACUGGAGUCUGUUUUGAAGUUGGGAAGACGAAAUAUUCAAAGCGCAGAAAUCAUGGGAGCUGAAGAAGAAAUGCUCAUCACCCUGUCUGGAGGUGCCCCCUGGGGCUUCCGGCUGCAAGGGGGAUCAGAGCAGAAAAGACCCCUACAGGUGUCAAAGAUCCGAAAGAGAAGCAAAGCCUGCCGCGGAGGCCUGUGGGAAAAUGAUGUGCUAGUUUCUAUCAACGGGAAGUCAUGUGCUGGCCUCUCCCAUGCUAGCGCCAUGCAGAUCAUUGACUCCUCCAAUGGCAUGCUCAACAUCCGCGUGAAAAGGAUAGUUGGUGGGGACCAGACUGGCCCACGGCUCCAGCGCUCCCCUUCUCCAGGGCAGCGAGUGCUCUCCCCGCCAUCCCCGCUCAGUCCCCCGGCACAGCUUCUCAGCCCUGAACCCGCAGCAGCCCCAGCCACCACACAGCCAUCACAGCCGCGGAGGUCACAGAGGCACCUGGAGAGCCUCACCUCCCCACCGGACAGUGAGGCCUACUAUGGCGAGACAGACAGCGAUGCUGACAACGUGGCCCAGGAGAAGCACCGCCGGGCUCGCAGGAAGAGCCCGCGCUCACCGCCCGACAGCACCACCAGCAAGGCGGAUGCGCCUCAGGAUGAGGUGUCCCUGUCAGAGCAGAGCGGCUAUGAGAGCUUGCCAGAGGCUGCUGUGCAGGGGGAACCCGAGGUGGCCAGCUCUGGUGGGGUGGCCAAGAGGGAGAUUUCCUGCCUGCCUGGCAGCCGCACGGACACUCCAUUCUCAGAGAGCGAGGGACAGUUGCGGCCACCAUCAACAGAGAGACGGGAGCCUUCUCCAGAGGCGAUGCUCCUGCCCCAUGCCACCAAGGCUAUCCGAGCAGAACGCCAUCUCAUCCCCAUGGUGGGUCCAGUGGAGCACCCAGUUGAUGAAGACCUAACCACCACAUACGCGGAGAAAGCCAAGCAGGCCAAGCUCCACCGCCACGAAAGCAUCCAAGAGAAGAACGUGAAAGAAGCUAAAACAAAGUGCAGAACCAUUGCAUCCCUGCUGACAGACGCACCCAACCCCCACUCCAAGGGGGUGCUGAUGUUCAAGAAGCGCAGGCAGAGGGCUAAGAAGUAUACAUUGGUGAGCUUUGGCAGUGUUGACGAAGACCGCUCCUACGAGGAGGAAGACGGAGUUUUUCCAACUAGUGAGUCUGAAUUUGAUGAGGAAGGUUUCUCUGAUGCCCGAAGCCUAACUAAUCACUCAGACUGGGACAACACUUACCUGGACAUUGAAAAGUCCAAGUCUGACUCUGAACACAAGGAAGAGAAGCAAAAAGGUUUGAGCGAGGCCUCAGGUAAAGGAGCACGAUUAUUUGAGCAGCAGAGGGAACGGGCUGGGAAGUACACAGUCGAGAAAGUCCCGGCGCAGAAGAGCCCCCAGCUUGUCCCAGCUGCCCGGCCACAGCAGGGCACGGUGAACGGAGAUAUGCCUGUGCCACAGAAGACAGAGAGCAUGCCCCUCAGCAUCCACCUGGAAGGCAUACAAGUGCCCAGCAAACAGCCAGCAGCCAACCUCACCACUCAGCUCCUGGCUCCCCCCAGUCCCACUUUCUUCCCGCCUCCCCCAAGCACCCCUGACCCCUUCUCUUCAAGCACAACGAGCAUGUUCAACCGGUCUGCACGGCCCUUUACUCCUGGCUUUUCUGGCCAACGCCCAGCAACAUCCUCUGUCAUCUUCAGGCCAUCUACACCCAAAAAACCUAGUGAAAGCUUGGGUGGGCAAAGCACGGUGGUUCCCCCUUUCUCACCUCCGGCUCCAGGAACACCUGCCAGUGCACCAGUGCCAACACACUGCAGUCCAGUUAGCUCCUCCACAUCUCUGUAUAUUCCUGCACCAGGAAGGCCAACAUCACCACUGGAGUCACAACCAAGAGCUGGGGGACGCGCUCCAGAGAAUAAGCCUUCUGCCAACACUGCCCGGACAUCCACCACCUCUAUCUUUCUGUCAGCUCCCUCAAAGCCAGGAGGUGAGGUGGCCUCCACAGCUUCCCAGACACGAGUCUCUGGAACAGCCUCUUCUUCUUUGUAUAUUAGUCCAGCACCAUCACAGCCCACCAUAAGCAGUUCCCCUGUGCCAAAGCAGCCAUCUUCUGCCAUCUCACCGGCAAUGCCACGACCUCCUUCUGAGCCUUUAACCUCCAGAGAGCAGAGGAUUGCUGUGCCAGCUCCCCGCACAGGCAUCCUUCAGGAGGCUCGCCGGCGGGGCAACAAGAAACCCAUGUUCAGUAAGAUUGAGGAGAAGAAGAAUUCACCCAACCCUGAGCUCCUGUCUCUGGUGCAGAACCUGGAUGAGAAGCCGAAAGGUGACCACCCUGGGGCCGGCUUUGAGUCUGGGCCUGAAGAGGACUUUCUCAGCCUGGGUGCUGAGGCCUGCAACUUCAUGCAGUCCUCUGGCCGCAAGUUCAAGACCCCACCUCCAGUGGCUCCUAAACCUCAGCAGCAAGAUGGUGGACUGGUAAAUGGGGCCCAUGACAUGCCUCAGCUUAAAGGCAAAGGGGCAGAGCUCUUUGCCAAACGCCAGAGCCGCAUGGACAAAUAUGUGGUGGAGACAACACCAAAGCCAGAGUCCAAGCCCAGGACCCCCUCUCCUUCCCCUUCCCUGCCCUCAUCCUGGAAAUAUUCACCCAACAUCCGGGCUCCCCCUCCAAUUGCAUACAACCCAAUGCAUUCCCCUUUCUAUCCCCUGGCAGCCAGCAAAUCUCAGGCUAGUAAAGCAGAGAGCAAAGUGAAAAAGGCGCCUGGCCAGAAAUCGGGGAUUAAGGUCAUUGAUAUAAUGCGCCACCAGCCUUAUCAGUUAAAGUCAGCCAUGUUCUGUUUUGAGGAUCCCCCAGGCCCCAGCACUCAGGGGCCCCCCGGUCAGCCAGCCCCACAGGCUAGGUCAUCCUUCACAGCAGCCAAGCAGGUCCCCGUGAAAACAGUCAAGACCCAGGAGAUUCGUCGCUUCUCCACUCCAGCUCCCAUGCCAGCCUCAAGCAGCCUGGCACCCACCGUGCUUGCGCCCCGCUCGGCCACCACAUUGGAUGAGCCAGUGUGGAGAACAGAAAUGGCAUCUUCUGCCCCCAGCACACCAGCCCCCUUCCAGGUGGAGCUCAGCCAGUCCCCUAAGACAUACCAGAGCUCCCCAGAAUCUGGUCAGGCAGGCCAGGGGCUUUCCCCAAACCCAGCCUCAGCCUCUCGGUUUCAGGUGGCCAGGCCCAAAUUCUCAGCAGCAAGAACGGGGAUGCAGGCCAAUGUGUGGAGGCCGAGCUUUGGCCACCACUGAGGCAGGCACCCCUCCCAUCCCACCUGUGGCCCCGCAGAGGUAGUGCUCGUUUUGUCUUUCAUGUCAGCUCAGUACACUGGAAUGGGUGACACAAAAUGAAGAAAAGAGAAAAAAAAACAUUAACUUCCCUUCUGCACCCCCC
Messenger RNA from Columba livia (rock pigeon), 3624 nucleotides. It is a transcript of the gene SYNPO2L, whose product is annotated as synaptopodin 2 like. Lineage: Eukaryota; Metazoa; Chordata; Aves; Columbiformes; Columbidae. Gene Ontology annotation, cellular component: nucleus; Z disc; actin cytoskeleton. The transcript has 4 exons. Bases 225 to 3482 code for a protein of 1085 amino acids. Gene Ontology annotation, molecular function: actin binding. The record is from RefSeq and is a predicted model, not a curated record. Gene Ontology annotation, biological process: positive regulation of actin filament bundle assembly.